Messenger RNA from Psilocybe cubensis, 477 nucleotides. RefSeq lists its product as uncharacterized. The transcript has 5 exons. The record is from RefSeq and is a predicted model, not a curated record. Bases 1 to 477 code for a protein of 158 amino acids. NCBI's taxonomy places the organism in Eukaryota, Fungi, Basidiomycota, Agaricomycetes, Agaricales, Agrocybaceae.
AUGCGACAUAUCGACUCCCCGGGAGGUGAUACCACGUACACAUUAUGGGGGAGGCAUGAUUCUGUGGGAAUGCUUCGACACUAUAUAUCGCUUUCCGGCGAGUCACGUCGACCCGUCUCGUCUCUGGAGCCAUCCAUUGACUCCCCGGGAUUUGAAAACCAUAUGUAUAUUACAGAGGACGCCUUUCGACACUAUAUCUCUUUCCGGCGACAUACACAUCUCCCAGCCUCUCAGAUAGUCUUGACACGACGUAUGGACCUCCCGCGAGUAUGUCCCGACAAGCAACACAUCAUCCACGUUGCCCAGUCUCUGUGCGAGACCUAUGGACCUCCCGCGACACAUCACUUUGAUGGCCUUGAUGCGCGCGCAUUCCCCGACGCUAUGCAUCGCUUUGGGCACCUCUCCCCGCAAACUGGACUCACAAGUCUUGACACCCGCGAAACUUGUGCAAUGCUCGGUGCGUUCAUUUCGUUGUAG